This is a messenger RNA of Aureobasidium namibiae CBS 147.97, 447 nucleotides long. Its product is annotated as YjgH family protein. NCBI's taxonomy places the organism in Eukaryota, Fungi, Ascomycota, Dothideomycetes, Dothideales, Saccotheciaceae. The transcript has a single exon. The record is from RefSeq and is a predicted model, not a curated record. The annotation marks the transcript as partial.
AUGUCAUCCCGAACCGCCUCCAUUCCUCAAUCCGCAUCCAAGCAAUACCAUGCAACCAACUCUCCUUGGGAAGCGAAGAUCGGCUAUUACCGCGCCGUCCGUCGUGGUCCCUUCAUCUUCGUCUCGGGCACCACCGCCGUCGAUCCUUUCUCUUCCUCUCCAGACGCAAAAGUGCUCCAUCCUGGCGACGCUAAAGCCCAAGCCCACGUCGCAUUCCAACAGAUCAUCGAAGCCAUUCAGGCGCUGGGUGGACGUGGUGCAGAGAGUAUCGUACGCACCAAGAUGUUUGUACAGAAACAGGAAGAUUGUGGUGCUGUGGCAGAGGCGUUCAGCGAGGUCUUGGGAAAGCAGAAUGGGAGUGAGGUUGGAUGCGCGGCUACUAUGAUUGUGGUUGGUGGAUUUGUGGAUAAGGAAAUGCUUGUGGAGAUUGAGCGUGAUGCUAUGGUA